AUGAUUUCACGACGGUCAUGGGAAUGGGAUCAUCGUCAAACUUUAUUACUAUACGCAUACAACGAGCUGGCUCUCGAACUGGAUCUGGAAGAGGGACUUUUCUCGGCCUACCUCCAUGAGGAUGUCGACCGCUACAUCCCUCACCCCCUCCUCGGCGCUCUCUCUCUCGUCAUUCGAAGAAAAGACCUUAGCUCAAAAGGUCUCGCCGCCUGCCCCGCCGCCAACAUCCCAGUCUGGAUUGUGCGCACAGGGGAAGAAGGAGAAGCCAACCUAAGCACACCCAUCCUCUUUGACGGCCUGAUCAAGGAAGAAGCAACCCAAGUACCAGAAGCAAACCUCUGCACCAUCGGCAAGCACGCCAUCCGCACAACACUUUCCCGAGCCCUGAAGUUUAUCUUCUCGCUCUCCGCCCGCGAAAACGCCGCCUUUGGCCAACAGCCAGACCCCUACCUCGCGACUCAACACCCUCGCCGUCUUCCCGACUGGCGAACUGAAUACCUCACCCUCGCUCAAGACCUCAAGCGAGAACUAGGCGGCCCGGGCUCAACCUGGGUGGAGAACAUAACGCCAGACAAGCUCGCGGCUCACUGGUUCGCAAAAGAACAAAAGUACAUCCGAGACCGCGAGGAGAAGCUGCGCAAGUCGUUGGUUGAAUUGAUGGAGGAAAAAGCCUCCGGGGUGGUGGAAUGGAGGUGGAACAAAAUCAACCCAGAGGAUCUGGAGGAAGUUUACAGAUUCUCGAUAGGGGAGGAGCAUAUUUAUUGA
This is a messenger RNA of Podospora pseudopauciseta, 765 nucleotides long. RefSeq lists its product as uncharacterized. Lineage: Eukaryota; Fungi; Ascomycota; Sordariomycetes; Sordariales; Podosporaceae. The transcript is spliced from 4 exons. The record is from RefSeq and is a predicted model, not a curated record. Bases 1 to 765 code for a protein of 254 amino acids.